Oldenlandia corymbosa var. corymbosa is the source of this 1980-nucleotide messenger RNA. The record is from the annotation of a GenBank genome assembly. Lineage: Eukaryota; Viridiplantae; Streptophyta; Magnoliopsida; Gentianales; Rubiaceae.
GGCGGAGGGACUAUAAUGCACUUAAGCUUACGCUGCCUAAAUCAUGUCUAAUUCUAAUUACUCAAGGAGCAUAAAUUCUAGUUUCACUUCAAAGAAGAUCAGCAAAAUGCUGUUGACAACAACCUGUAGAAAACAAAUAAACAACCGCAGCAAAUGGCGAAAUCUUGGUAUAGAGAAAACAAGGGAGUGGCGGCAAGCAGAAAAAAAGAGCUAUGGAUGUAGCACAAGAGGUUAUGGAAGUUGGACGUUGAGUGAGAUUUCAAAGCCAUUGGUCUGUUAAGUGUUAUUCUUAUCUUGCAUUUUCUCCGUAACAUAUGCUCCUUCACCAACACCAAAAAAAAAAAAAAAAAAAGAAAACCACCACCACCACAUACACUAUAUUGUCAUCUUGACCAUCUUUUGUAAUAUCCUAUAUUUAAUUUUUGAGAGUGUAAGUGAUGAAUUAAUCCAAUAAAAGAAACUAAGAUAGGAGGGUAGAUAAAAUUGGAACAGAAAGUUGCUUAUUUAAAGGGAAAAAAAUGAAAGCUUUAGAGUUCCAUAGAAACAAAUCCGAAAUGAAAUGAAUAGUGUAGCCUAUCUUCUCACCAUGAAGGUGGCAGCUUGUUCCUGUGAUCCAACCCUUGACCGCUGCACAUGGUAACAGCUCUUAUCAUACCUAUCUUGCAAUCCUGCCAAAAAGAUUAACAAAUGUGCUUAUAGCGUAGCUAGCUGCUGCUGACAAAGUGGGAGUUUUCUAUAUGCUCCUGUUCUGUGAUUUCUCCAUGUUCUUUUCAUCAUUGCUUUUCUUCGUUGUAUCUUAUGGAGUAGUAUUACUGCUUUUCUCGCUUCAUUUUAUAUUUCAUUUUUUCUCUUGAUUAUGUUGGUAUUGAGUCCACGUAUUUUCCCCUCAAGUUAUUAUUACAGCUGCUAUACUUCUAACUACCCGAUUCAUUUCUAUAUUUUUUUUUUGGUUAACUACCUGAAUCUAUUUCUUUUCGCAAUUUCAUGCGCUAUUUGGUGAUUUUAUUGAUUAUUAGCAUCUCUCCCUGAAGCUGCGCUUACUGCGAUUCAAGCGCAUACCCACCCUGCAGAUGUGAAGCAUGUUGGUAGUGGUCUGCUGAAAAACGUUCUUAUCACUGCUACACCGUUGGUCAUUAUGCUGUUCAAUCGACUUUGUGGGAGAUGGACGUGUGACUGCCACCUUUAGAGCUCGGAAGAUUGAUCACAAGAAUGGGGGUUGAUGAGGAUGUUGCUCACAAGAUACCAGGAGGAGCGGCUUUUAAAGUCGGACCGGUAGAAAAACUAUAAAAUGAAAUGUUUAGAUAGACUUUGUAACAUUUCGUAUAAAUUCUCUGUGUCUUCCUCAUGAAUUUACAGAUUAUGUUCAUCGGAAACGAAGAAAAAUAUUCUGGAAACUUGAAACUUGGAUUAUCAUUCAACAUAACCGUAUUUACAAAUCAUCAUUUCUAUAUAUAUACAUUCAAUCUUCUAGAAUACGCCAGCUAAGUAACUUUACUAAACCGACUUAAUUUGCAGAAUUAAUCCUAGUCAUUCAAUCCUGUAACCGACUUAAGAUCGAUCGGUUGCUGCUCUUCAAUUCAAACUCUUCUUCCCGCCAAGGUCUGUUGCUAAGAUCAGGAGAAAGAGGAAAGUCUUGUUGUAGAUUAAUCCAAGUAAGCUGAGCUGUCUGAGUUGAAAUUAAACCAGAAUCUUUCAUUUCCUUCACCCCCUCCUCAAGAUGAGCGUUCCAUAAGCUCAUCUUAGACAACAAGAACUUAAAAAUUGAGGAAGAAAGGGCCUUGGUGAACAAAUCUGCAAGCUGCAACUUGGUAGAAACAUAGGAAGGCCACGGCCAUGUUUACGCGCUACAAAUAAAGUAGGGAGAAGAGACGUACAUGUUCUGAAUUAAAGAAGAGCAACCUGCACCACAUCCAGUUCCAGCAGAUGAGCCUCUAACUUCAAGCCGUCUUCCGUUGCCUUUCACUUUAUACAGCGAAAGUC